GCCUGAGAGCGAGCGAGAGAGAGAUACUGAGAGAGAGAGAGAGAGAGAGAGAGAGAGAGAGCAGACACACAGAGAGAAAGAGAAAGAGGCACAGAGAGCAGCAGCUGUGAUGAAGAGCCCUGUCCGGUUGUCUGUUUAUUAUUGCUGCCACUGUUUUAAACCGUCAUGAUAAGCUAGUUAACCUCGGUCAGCUCCAUGGUGGCCCGGCCAGCAGCCGCCUCUCCGCCGCCCUGCGCUCACUGAUCCCCCGCACCGCCUGCUAUCAUCCCCGCCGGGGCUCCGCUGGGUCUUUGGAUCUCCCAGAAGAACCAAGCUUCUAAAGAUGAGUCCUCAGAACUCAAAGAAAGCUCUGGACGGGGGCUGGGGCUGGACCAUUGUAGUGGCCUCCUUCAUGGCCCAGCUUCUGGCCUAUGGCUCCCCCCAGUCUGUAGGGGUGCUCUACCCAGAGUGGCUGAGUGCCUUCCAGGAGAGUAAGGGAAUGACUGCAUGGGUGGGCUCCCUGGUGUCUGGGGUUGGACUCAUUGCCAGUCCCAUCUGCAGUGCCUGUGUAGUGAACUUCGGGGCCAGGCCAGUGACCAUCUUCAGCGGCGUCAUGAUCUCUGGAGGCCUCAUGCUGAGCGCCUUCGCCCCCAGCGUCCACUUUCUCAUGUUCUCCUAUGGCAUAGUUGUUGGACUGGGCUGUGGGCUUCUGUAUGCUGCUACUGUAACCAUCACAUGCCAGUACUUUGAUAAGAGGCGUGGCCUUGCCCUUGGCAUCGUUACAACAGGUACGAGUGUCGGAGGAUUCCUUUAUGCCACUGCACAGAACGAGUUCCUGGAGCUCUUUGGUCUCGAGGGCUGUCUGCUGCUCAUCGGCUCCUUCGCACUGAACAUCAUAGCCUGCGGUGGACUGAUGAGGCCGUUGCACUUGCCUGCUUACUACCUCAAACAGAGAGCAGCCCUGGUGGAGAAGGUGGAGGAGAAGCGCAGAGAAAGGCCGCUGGUCAGGGAGAGCUCCAUCAAAAAGAACUUGCCUGUCACUGACCUGCUGAUCACCAUCGACACUAAAGACCCUCUGGCUUACGAGAAGAGCUUCCUCAGCUGCUCGGCUCUGGUGAAGCUCCUCAAGAAGAAGCAGAAGGCCUACUCUGACUAUUUCCGCCUCAUAGCGGAGCGGCUGCAGGACCGCGUCUUCGUGGCCAUGUGUGUAGCUCUGUUCCUCUACAGUCUGGGCGCCUUUCCUCCACUGCUGUUUCUGGAAGACGUGGCCCAGAGCGAGGGGUUGAUUGAAGGGAUCAGUGUCAUCCCCCUGGUGUCUAUCAUCGCCAUGGCGGCUGGAGUCGGGAAGCUCCUGCUGGGUGUGGUGACAGACAUUCACUGGAUGAACAGCGUGUAUCUCUACGCCUUCACUCUGGUGGGCAGCGGGGCGGCUCUGCUGGUAAUCCCGCUCACCAAAAGCUACGUUGGGCUCCAGGUCAUCUCAGCCGUGCUGGGGUUCUUCUCAGGGAACUGGUCUGUCACGCCCUACAUGACCACCAAGGUGGUGGGCAUGGAGCGCCUCACAGAGGCCUACGGGAUCUUGAUGUUCUUCGGUGGAUUUGGGAUUAUGCUGGGACCUCCAGUUGUAGGCUGGUUCUAUGACUGGAUGCAGUCCUAUGACCUGGCCUUCUACUUCAGCGGGACCUGUGUGCUGCUGGGUGGAGUGCUGCUGCUGCUCUCUGGCAUGCUCUGCUGGGAUGUCAACCGCGAUCCAGAGGCAAAACCAGAUGAAGAGUGCACUGACGACUGUGACAAAGUGGCUGCUGUAGCCUGAAGUACAAAUGCACAACCUUUUCUUUGCUGGUAAUCUGCCUCCUGCAGACACUGACUGAACGGGAGGCUGAUUUAAUUUCUUUUCCUUUUUUCCUAUUAUGGGUUUUGCCUUAUUGUCGAUUUAUUAUUAUCUGUGUUAUUUUGAAAUGGAACUUGACUUUGUGUUUUUGAACAUAAGGUAAAAACUGAUGGACGUGAGCUUGUCCUCAGUUGUUUUUUUCCUGGCCUUGUUUUAUGAGGCUCCAGAAUAUGAAGAUGAGAUUUUGGAACUUUUAAAUGUUUUUUUUUCCCAGUUGAAGUGCAUGUAAAUGCCUCCCUAAACUUUUAUAUGCUGGUAAUUGGGAUCACAGUGCAAUGCCAAACAGAAAUAUUUUAUUUAUAUAAGAUCCCAAUGUCAGAGAAGGCUGUAAUUGUUAUUUUUUACAUAUGCAACACUAAACAAACAGUUUAAACAAUGACAAAACAUUUUACAAAAAGGAUUUUACAGUGUUUUGGUGACAUCUUGACAUUUCGUUGUGAGUUUUGUACCAAAAUACAAAGUGUUUUUGUUUUUAAGUUUUUUUUUAGAGUCGACAGUCUCGUACAUCACAAACUGUAAAGCAAGAUGGUUUACUUCAUGCUGCUUCUACGUCAGAGGCACGUCUUGUUUUACAGGGUGACCAGUCUGAUGACUCAGAGUGGAUUUGUUUGUUGAAUAAACAUAUUAGCAGACCAGGCUUGAUCUGUUUUCAGACGAUUUGAUAUAAAGCAAUAUGUACAUGUGUGUAAACAUGUUGUAACCACUUUUUGUCACUUUGGUUCAUUUCUCUUUGUAUUCUCUUUGACCUAAUUCUUGUAGUUUGUCUUUUUUUUUACUUGCACUGCUGUAGACUGCACAGUGUUUGUAUGAUUAUUAAUUAGUGUUUUAGCUGACUUUGAGACAAAAUAUUACUUGAACUAGGUCUCUAUGAUGUUAGCAGUGUAAAAACAUGACAGACAUCAUGGAAUUGUUUUUUGGAUAUGGUGCUGGCAGGUGUGUGUUGACCCCGUACACUGUCUUAAACCAUGUGAAGCCAACUGUGUUAUUUAUGUAUUUAAAAUGUCAUUUUCACUUUUUGACGUGUUUUUUAGAUAAAAAUAAAAAAAUGCAUAAAGCUUGAUAGCAUUGGCUUGAA
Molecule: messenger RNA, 2945 nt
Organism: Astyanax mexicanus (Mexican tetra)
Lineage: Eukaryota; Metazoa; Chordata; Actinopteri; Characiformes; Acestrorhamphidae
Gene: slc16a9b
Product: solute carrier family 16 member 9b
Exons: 6
Coding region: 323-1792 (489 amino acids)
Biological process (GO): transmembrane transport; monocarboxylic acid transport
Molecular function (GO): monocarboxylic acid transmembrane transporter activity
Source: RefSeq, a predicted model, not a curated record